GACGCGUUCAGCAUUUUAUCUAUGUACAUACACUUUUGUGGAUGUGCGAGUUGUGUCAGUGUGUUGUGUGGUUCUUUAAGUAGAAAAAUCACGGUUUUCUAAGAUUUAAAUAACAACCUAUACCAAUCUUGAGUUUUGUAACAUUUAUUUUUAAAGAGGUAGCAAACUGCUGCAAAUGUCAGGCGUGGAUCAGAUGAAAAUAUCAGGAAACACAGCUAAAUCGGUUGAGGAGCGUAAUAUACCAUGGAGCCAACAAGUCGAUGAGGCAUCGUAUGAAAAUUUGUCUUCUCCAAUCCACGAUGAUUGCUCUGCACAUGAAAACUCGAUGCAAUUCCAAUAUCCGCCGUUUAAUCUGAAAGAGAAUUAUAAUCUACCAUGGAGUAACAUGAACAAGGGUCGACAAAUUUCUGCAGACCAUGAUUCAUAUAAAAGACAUGGACAUGGAAUUAAUACUAAUACUCGACGAGAUGAUCACCAAAUAAAUUCUUGGAAUUCGAAGAAAGUGGCUGAAUUAAGUUCUGCACUUCAGCCAAAUCGUAAUGAAAAUGAAUACCGGUCAACACAAAUUGAUAACCGUACAUGCGAUGACGCAGAAUUUCAUGGAGCUGUGGCAGCACCCAAAAAAACAACGUGGGCUUCUAUUGCUUCCCAGCCGGCUAAGCUGUCAUCCAGAGCUGCAUCGACUACUUCCAAUCAUAAGAAAAAGGGUCCUGGUAUGCCACCACCACCAAUGGUACCAGGAAAACACAAUUUAGAUGUUAAUAUAUGGGACUUACCAAAUAAUAAGCCACCACCUGUACCAACACCACCAUCACCGAUUGAUUUGGUUUAUUCUGAUUUUACCCCUGAGUUUUCAAAACCAGCCAACCAACCAACAGAGCCUCCUCUAGGGGUACGAUCUGAAAAGACUUACAAAGACACGGAAAAUUUUCAUAACUACGAGAACAAAAGCUUGGGUAAUGUAAGUAAUUCCAGCAGAAUAAGAGUAUCCCCAAACGGUCACGCUCGAAAAAAUCUCGGAACACAUCUCGGUCAUCAGGCAGUAGGUCCACAAAUUUGUCAUUUGGGAACCCUUGGACCACCUAGCCGACGACCCGAAAGUGUUAAUCCUACGAAUCGGACUACUGACCGUACAGGCAGCUAUUCUAGUUCCCGCAGUGAUUUUGAAAUUACAUCCAAGUGUAAGCAUCUGGAUCAAAACAGUUCUCGACCAAAAGAGCUGCCUGCAACUGAAGACAUACCUGUUGAUCCACAAUUACUGUUGGAUGAAUUAAAAGACAAAAACAACUACAAUCCAAAACAAAUGGACUUAAACAAAGCCACAACAGCACGUUUUUUUGUCAUCAAAUCGUAUUCUGAAGAUGAUAUUCACCGCAGUAUAAAGUACGAAAUUUGGUGCUCAACUGAUCAUGGAAAUAAGCGUUUGGAUGAUGCUUUCAAAGAGAGACAUAAAGAAGGUGGAAAUAUUCUGCUCUUCUUUUCUGUCAAUGGGUCUGGUCACUUUUGUGGGAUGGCGCAGAUGAUGACUCCAGUAGACUAUAAUUCUACAUCUAGCGUUUGGUCUCAAGACAAAUGGAAGGGCAAGUUUAAGGUUAAAUGGAUAUAUGUAAAAGAUGUACCUAAUGGGAAACUCCGCCACAUCCGCCUGGAAAACAAUGACAAUAAGUCAGUGACGAAUUCCAGGGAUACCCAGGAAGUUCCAAACGAUAAAGGCAUUGAGGUGUUACAAAUAUUGCACUGCUAUAACCAUUCAACGUCCAUUUUCGAUGAUUUUUUUCACUACGAAAAGAAACAAGAAGAAGAAGUUUCCUCAAAGCGUCCUCCAAUGUAUGUUCCCGAUGGCAAUAAUCAUGUCAAACCAACACCAAGUCGCAGUUUUAGUCGAAACUGUGACGAUAAAGAAAGGGAACGCGAUAACCGCGGCAGAGCUGGAGCUGGUUUCCGUAAUGCAGUUCAUAGAGGUUCCGCAGGAAGCGGCGGUGGCUUUCCAAUCAAUUACACUGAAUAUCGUCGUGGCUUUGACAUACAAAAAACUUUCAGUGGUGGUUAUCACUUAAAAGAUAGAGAGAGCGUUGAGUUUGAGAGAGAAAACGAGUAUGGAAAUCAGCAUGUUUUAAAAAACAGGAAAAAUGAACCACAACAAAACAGUGCCAUUAAAGGCAAGUUAAAAAAUCGAGAUCGAGAUUUCAGUACUGAACAUACGAAAAUCGACGUACGCUUUCGUGCUGGUCUGUGCACAUCUAAAGAUAUGACAAGAAGUACUGAUAAAGAUCCGAAGCAAUGAAUAUUACUUAAACAUAAGCUCGCCAAGAUUCAUUAGGAUUAUUUUUCCAAAUAAUAUUAAAUGGACCCCCUUAAAUCCAUGAAAAUUUAAGUGCUUUGAGACGUUAAUGUAAAAGUUUUAGAUUUUUUUAACCAUUUUGUGUGUAAGAAGAAAACCCCAUUUCAUGAUAAAUAUAUAAAAAAUAAAACCAAACAAGUGGGAACUAGGAUAAAUCAUUAAAAUAUGAUAACAUUUUUACGUAAUUAUUUAUUACAAUAUUUAUAUAAAUCUAUUGACGCUCACAUUGAACAGUACAUACUAAAACUAACGACCGAUUUUGCCGAUUUGUACAAGAUUUCAAAAUAUCAAGGAACUUUCUACUGUCAUUCCUUGUAGUUGCACUGUAACAAUUUUUACAAGUUAUCUGAAUAUAAAUAAUGUUUACACGACUUAUGUAUGUAUAAUAUAAUUAAAGGAUCCAAUUAAUUA
Drosophila guanche is the source of this 2752-nucleotide messenger RNA. It is a transcript of the gene Ythdf, whose product is annotated as YTH domain-containing family protein. Gene Ontology annotation, cellular component: cytoplasm. The transcript is spliced from 10 exons. Gene Ontology annotation, biological process: mRNA destabilization. NCBI's taxonomy places the organism in Eukaryota, Metazoa, Arthropoda, Insecta, Diptera, Drosophilidae. The record is from RefSeq and is a predicted model, not a curated record. Bases 176 to 2284 code for a protein of 702 amino acids. Gene Ontology annotation, molecular function: N6-methyladenosine-containing RNA reader activity; mRNA binding.